Molecule: messenger RNA, 995 nt
Organism: Elaeis guineensis (African oil palm)
Lineage: Eukaryota; Viridiplantae; Streptophyta; Magnoliopsida; Arecales; Arecaceae
Product: protein DMP3
Biological process (GO): endomembrane system organization
Source: RefSeq, a predicted model, not a curated record
CUACUCCUAUAAGCACCACAUAAAAUCACAAGAAAGUCUGCAGCCUUGUUAACUCGAGAAGAAUUGGCUAAAGAGAUCCACUAACAAGUUUCUGUUGAAUACUACACUUCAACUCAAGAAAACCACAGCCUCUUUCUCUUUCUCCCUCUUUGUCCUCCAUGACAGAGCCAUCAUCUGUGAUCCAAAUUGCAAAUAACCAUCAUUCAGAACCGAAAGAAUUGGAUGGGUCGACCACAUCAAAGGGCACUACCGCCAGCCAAAGCUCGAGAAGCCAGACGCCACCGGUGAUGGACAAGACCCUGUCGAGUGUUGCGAACCUUGCGCAGCUCCUCCCGACCGGCACCGUCCUCGCCUUCCAAGCUCUCUCCCCUUCCUUCUCCAACCAUGGCAUCUGCUACACUUCCAACAGGUGCAUCACCUUGGUGUUACUUAUCCUUUGCACCAUCUCUUGUAUCUUCUUCUCCUUCACUGAUAGUUUCAAAGGGACCAACGGGAAGUUAUACUAUGGCAUGGCCACGCCCAAAGGCUUCAUUGUUUUCAACUACCAGCCUUCUGAUGGGAAGGUGUUCACGAAUUUGUGGAGGUUUCGAAUACGGUGGUUGGACUACGUCCACGCCAUGUUCUCGGUGGUGGUGUUCUUGACUCUAGCCUUCAGUGAUACCAAUAUACAGCACUGCUUCUUUCCAAAUUCCGGGGCAAACACAAAGCAAAUCCUCCAGAAUUUGCCGCUGGGUGCCGGGUUCUUGUCGAGCAUGGUGUUCUUGAUCUUUCCAACUACUCGGAAGGGGAUUGGAUAUUCGGACAUGACGCCUUAUCGACAAUAAGCUGUUUUGGGUUAUCAUGUUCGGAUGCCUUUUCAAAUAGAUGUUGUGAAACUUAGAGGAUUUUUUUACAUGGGAUUAUUUGGGCAGCUUUGAUUGGGACAAAAAUGAUGUUUUAGUGUAUUUAUUGAGAAAGUUUAAUGUUAAGUGACUCCAACUAAAGGGUUUCACAAA